UCGCAUGAGCAGCAGUGCGCUGUGAUCGCCACUUUCGCGCUCGCAAUUGCCACUGCGCUUGCUUCAAGCAGAAGUUCUGCCUCUCCCUGUCUCGCCGUUACAUGGACUCGAUAAAGCUCGGAUCUUGAGCGACCACCCUAAUCGCCAGGAAUAUCCGACGCCCUUACUUCAUGCUCAACAUCGCGACUUCUGCUGGCACAUAUCAAUUUCUCGAGCGCAGCUUUCGGUAGACUCGAUCAAAGGUCGCAGCGACUCGAUGAGCACUCUAGAGCUCCGAUGCUUGCCGCUGCUAGUCGCAUUCCUAUGGAUCGCCGAAAGUCACGCCGUUCGAGUGGCAUCCGCCAGCAACCCCCUCUACAUCGUCCGACUCCGCUCCGCGCCUCCCAUUUCCGCAUACCGCGGCGGAAUUCCCGGAUACCCAGCGACAGCCGCAUGGGGCGAUGACCCCGACGACGACGACGAAUCGUCUGACGGCCUUGUCGCCACGGCCGCCAAUGCCGCCGUCGCUGCCGCUGCAACCGCCGACGCUACCGCCGCGAGCUCUAACGGUUCCAGCGGGCCCUUCGCCACCGCCGCGUCCGCACGUGUCUCCGCCGCCGCCGCCGCCGCGGGGGCAAGCAACCAGCGUCCGCGCAUCAACAUGCGCGCGGCGCACGUGAUGGCGUUCGCGCAGCUGCUGCAGCGGCAGCAGGCGCAAGUCGCCGCCGACGCGAGCAUCGCGGCGAGCCAGGUGCUCUACAACUUCCAGCAGACCACCAACGGGUUCGCGGCGCCGCUCACCCCCGCGCAGCUGCAGAGAUUAAAGCGCCACCCAUCCGUGGCGUCGGUGCGGCGCUCCCGCGUGUUCCGCAAGCUGACGACCGCGUCGCCCACGUUCCUGGGGCUGCCCAGCACCGUGUGGCCCGCCGUGGGCGGGCGCAGCAAGGCGGGCGCGGGGACCGUGAUCGCGAUCAUCGACACGGGCGUAUGGCCGGAACACCCGUCGUUCAGCGGGGCGGGCUUUGCAACGUCGCGCCCCGCGGGGUGGGUGGGCAAGUGCCAGACGAGCGCGGACUUCCCGUCAUCGGCGUGCAGCAACAAGCUCAUCGGCGCGCGGUACUUCGCGGCGGGCUUCCAGAGCGAGAAUGGACGGCCGGAUCUGACUUAUGACUGGCUCUCCCCUCGCGACGCUGCCGGCCAUGGCACCUGGUGUGCGGGAGCAGCAGCAGGCAACUUCGGCGUGACGCUCGGCAGCGCGGGCAAGGCUAGUGGCAUGGCGCCAGCAGCGCGCCUGGCGGUUUACAAGGUGUUCUGGAUGAGCCGCGGGGACCAGUUCGCCACCGAGGCCGACAUCGUGGCCGCCACCAACCAGGCCGUGGCUGACGGGGUGGAUGUGAUCUCGCUCUCGCUGGGCGGCAGCAGCGCGGACGCCACCUACUUCGAUGAUAUCCCGUUUCUGAAUGCCAACACGGCGGGCGUGUUUGUGGCGUUUGCUGCUGGCAACUCCGGCCGGCCCAGCGGGACGAGCGGGUUCAACACGUACCGCACCAUCAGCAACUUCUCGCCCUUCUACCUCACUGUGGGAGCCAGCUCCAUUCAAAGGGGAGGCGCCUCCCUCGUCAGACGGGCAACCAGAAAAGCAGCCUCCACAACUGCUGCUGCUUCAACUGCUGCGAACAAUUCCAGGACAACGCAAUCCGCCACAGCAGCAGUCGUCCCCGCCACCACCAAGCCCACCAGCUCUGCCAAAUCAAACCCCACAGCCACACCUGUCAGACCCGCUCAAUCCGCCGCCCCCACAGUCGCCACCUUCUCGUCCUCGGGCCCGCUAGUGCGGCCGUGGACGGUGUCCCAGGGCGCGGAGGCCACCAACGCCAUCCUCAAGCCCGACAUCAUCGGCCCGGGCGUGGCGCUCUUCUCCGCAUGGGUUGGUUCCGACGUGGGCAGCAAAGGGAGUUAUGCGCAGCUGUCGGGGACGUCGAUGGCAACGCCUCACCUGGCGGGCAUUGCUGCUCUCAUCAUGCAGAAGUACCCCUCGUGGAGCCCGGCGCAGGUCAUGUCCGCCAUCAUGACCACCGCCAUCACCACUAACACCGCCGGAACCGCCAUCAAGAACGCAUAUGGAUCAGUGGCAACGCCGUGGGAGAUAGGCGCAGGCCACGUGUACGUGCCCAAGGUGCUGGACCCCGGACUCACCUAUGACGCAAGGCAAGCCCAUUACAGGAAUUUUCUCGCAGGCAUGAGCACCGCAUUGGCCCAGCAGGAGUUUCCCGGGGCUCAACUAUCACCCAUUGCUCCCCGCAACCUCAACCGAGCCACCGUCUCAGUAGCGCGCUUGAGAGGGUCGGUGAUGGUCAAACGAACUGUUACAAAUGUGGCAGGUUCGGCAUCAACUUAUACGGCUAAGAUUACAGCUCCUCCUGGGGUGUCUGUAAUUGUGAACCCUAAGAGCUUCUCGAUACAACCAGGAGCCAAGGCGACAUACAGAUUGAGACUGACAGUUACAAGAGUGUUUGACAGCUUCCAGUUUGGGAGCAUUACUUGGACGGAUGGCAAGGGGCACUCGGUAAGGUCAGUGCUUGCUGUUCAACCAUCAAGCUUGUCAUAGAGAAGGUUAUGAAUGCAACCAAGCCAGCACAAUCAUUAUUGUAUGUAUAAAGCCAGGUUCUUGUCAAACAUGUUUAGUUAUCAUGCUUGUAUAGACUGUAUAGGGUUAUCUUCUAGAGAGUACAACAUUUAGGUAUAUGUUUGUGUACUCUCUCUCUCUAUUCAUC
This is a messenger RNA of Closterium sp. NIES-67, 2753 nucleotides long. The record is from the annotation of a GenBank genome assembly. Lineage: Eukaryota; Viridiplantae; Streptophyta; Zygnematophyceae; Desmidiales; Closteriaceae.